AUGCAACGCAGUCCUCCUCUCCUCACCCCGUUACAUAUGCAGCUUCUCGUAAUAUCCGUCCCCAAUCAGCAAAACAACGUCUUCAUGGCUAGCAUCGUCCUCGUCACGAAUGUGUGUGUUAACCCACCCGCCUUUGUGCAGUGCGAACUCUUGAACGGUGAUGUAGCCGAAGCCCUGAAGAUACCUAAAGAUGCCAGAAGCGAUUCGCUCACAACAGCAAAACUUUUCGAGUAG
Messenger RNA from Pyrenophora tritici-repentis Pt-1C-BFP, 234 nucleotides. RefSeq lists its product as uncharacterized. Lineage: Eukaryota; Fungi; Ascomycota; Dothideomycetes; Pleosporales; Pleosporaceae. The record is from RefSeq and is a predicted model, not a curated record.